This is a messenger RNA of Punica granatum (pomegranate), 1356 nucleotides long. The record is from RefSeq and is a predicted model, not a curated record. Lineage: Eukaryota; Viridiplantae; Streptophyta; Magnoliopsida; Myrtales; Lythraceae.
AGCAGAUCUAAACGAGGGUGAGGUCGCAGUUUCGAAUCCUGAAUAAUCCAAUUUUUUUCCCCCUUUCAUUUUUUAACUCCCUCGUCGUCGUCUUCUCCCUGAAAUUCUUCGUCCGUCAGGCCAUGGAUGAACAGAAGCCGUCGCCGAGGAAGGUGAAGUUCGCCCCUAAAGCUCCACCGCGCAAGAAGCCUCACUCCGUAGCACCAAAAACAGAAGUAGAGGAGGACGACGGAGAAGCUGCGGAGGCCGAGCUGCUGCUUCGCCGCUUCAACGAGAACCUUGGGAGACAAGGAACCAAAGUCCAAAAGAAAUCAUCAGUGCAAGUUGCAUUUGACCAAGGAGUAGUAUCAUCUACUCCUAUACGGACUUAUGGCGGUCCCAAGGAUGAAAGGAGUGGUCCAAGUAGCAGUACUAAGCUCAGAAGUUCUGAUUCAGAAAAAGGAGCAUUUGGCUCACAGCCUCUAGCUGCCAAAGAAGAUGCACUUGUUGUGAGCACAGACUCCACCGAUGGAAUCCCUCCAAAGAUGAAGGAAUACAAAGAACCUUGGGAUUACGAGCAUACAUACUAUCCAACUUCCCUUCCUUUACGGCCCCCAUGUUCAGGAGACCCAGAAAUUCUCGAUGAGGCAGAGUUUGGGGAGGCUGCGAGGAAUGUGGAGUAUGAUGAGAAUGCCAUUAAUCCUGCAUCGGAGCUAGGCCUAUUGGAUGAAAGUGAGAAGGAAAAUAUGUUUUUCUUUCAGCUUCCUCCCAAGCUGCCGAUGGUCAAGAGAUCAGCUAGUGUGAAGGGGAAAGCAAGGAGCGACUCGUCAUCAUCAUCAUCAUCAAAAGCAAACAGUUGUACUGGAGAUUGCAAUUUGGAAAGCCUCUCAGAAGGAUAUAUGGGCAAGCUGCUGGUUUACAAGAGUGGGAAGAUCAAGUUGAAGCUUGGGGAGAUUCUCUAUGAUGUUUCACCGGGAUCGGAUUGCAUAUUUCCUCAAAAUGUUGCAGCAGUCAAUGCUUUGGAUAGACACUUCUGUGUUCUCGGAGAUAUUGAGAAGAGGGCCGUUGUAACUCCUGAUCUCGAUUCUCUCCUAGAUACAAUCAUCGACUUGGAGUGAAGAUCGGGCGAACCACAUAGUGUUUCUGAGAGGACGCCCAAGCAUACUCGGGCUCCCCCCGAGCUUGAUGAUUUGAUCUUUUAGACUGUAAAUUUUGAGGGAUUAGGAGGAAGAUUUCUCCCCCCCCUCCCCAUAUUGUAUCGCCUUUCAGAGAAAUCAAAUGUUAACCUAGGGGGCACUUUGUUAGAAAUGAUAUGUGAAUAUGAACACAAAUAUAUGACAGCGGCGGAAUUUGUUUGAUCUAAUUGUUGUUUGUUCA